CAAGGGAGGGUGGUGAGGUUCCUGGCUCCAUGGGAUGCUGGAUUUCUUGCAGAGAGCACUGAGGACAGCAUGGCGGUGGCUUUGGAUGCAAUGUUGGCUCGGGUGAAAGAUGUCUGUAAAAGAAAUGGCUUGCUCAUUCUUUCGGUGUUAUCUGUCAUAGUGGGAUGUCUUCUUGGAUUCUUCCUCAGGACUAGGCGUCUCUCCCCACAGGAAAUUAGUUAUUUCCAGUUUCCUGGGGAAUUACUUAUGAGAAUGUUGAAAAUGCUUAUUCUACCACUGGUUGUUUCAAGCUUAAUGUCUGGGCUAGCAGCUCUGGAUGCUAAGACCUCUAGUCGAUUAGGCAUCAUCACAGUCACUUACUAUCUUUGGACCACUUUUGUGGCUGUUGUUGUGGGAAUCAUUAUGGUCUCCAUUAUUCAUCCUGGUGGGGCAGCCCAGAAAGAGAACACUGAGGAAAGCGGGAAGCCAAUAAUGAGCUCUGCAGAUGCACUGCUGGACUUAAUUCGGAAUAUGUUUCCUUCAAACCUUAUUGAGGCCACUUUUAAACAGUACCGAACCAAAAGCAUCCCUAUUGUCAAAGCCAACAAAGUAGCACCUGAAAGUGUCACUCAUCAAAUCAUAAUCUAUGGAGUUCAGGAUGAAAAUGGAUCCAACGUUCAAAAUUUUGCCUUGGAUAUCACACCACCACCAGAAGUGAUUUACAAAUCAGAACCAGGUACCAGCGAAGGCAUGAAUGUGUUGGGAAUUGUAAUAUUCUCCGCUACCAUGGGAAUAAUGCUGGGUAGAAUGGGUAGCAGUGGUGUUCCCUUGGUGAGCUUUUGCCAGUGUUUAAAUGAAUCUGUCAUGAAGAUAGUGGCUGUUUCUGUGUGGUAUUUUCCAUUUGGAAUAGUGUUUCUUAUUGCUGGUAAGAUCUUGGAAAUGGAUGAUCCUUCAGCUAUUGGAAAGAAGCUAGGUUUUUAUGCCAUUACUGUGGUUUGUGGCCUGGUAGUACAUGGACUUUUCAUUCUGCCAAUGAUGUACUUCUUCAUCACCAAGAAGAACCCAAUUGUUUUCAUCAGAGGGAUUCUUCAAGCCUUGCUUAUUGCUUUGGCCACAUCAUCCAGCUCAGCUACUUUGCCUAUAACCUUCAAGUGCUUGUUAGAGAAUAACCAUGUUGACAGGAGGAUUGCCAGAUUUGUGCUCCCUGUUGGGGCUACCAUUAAUAUGGAUGGGACUGCUCUUUAUGAAGCAGUAGCAGCAAUUUUUAUUGCUCAAGUAAAUAAUUAUGAGCUGGACUUUGGUCAGAUCAUCACUAUAAGCAUCACAGCAACAGCUGCCAGCAUAGGUGCGGCUGGAAUCCCACAAGCUGGCCUUGUAACCAUGGUCAUCGUUCUGACAUCAGUGGGUCUGCCUACAGAUGACAUCACUCUAAUAAUUGCUGUUGACUGGGCAUUAGACAGGUUUCGAACAAUGAUCAAUGUCCUGGGGGAUGCCCUUGCUGCUGGAAUAAUGGCUCAUAUCUGCAGAAAAGAAUUUACCAAGGAUGGGUCUGAGGUGCCUUUCAUCUGCGAAACAAAGCCCAUCAGCAUUCACCAGAUCAUGGCUUACCAACGAAAUGGUUGUGUAAAGACCAUGAAUGAAGCCUGUGGGGCAGAACCAGCAAAAACAUUCCAGCAUCACAUACCUAUUCAAGUUGAGCAAGAAGAAAACCACAUAGAGAACCACACAGAGACAUCCCUCAGUAAAGACCACUGCACUAUUGAAAUCAACGAACUAGAAACAAAUGUUUAACCGUCAAACAUGGUGAUAUCCGAAAUCUAAUAAUACCCAAUGACUACCUCGCAGCUGGCAGUGGGGACAGAAUUUUGCCUUGAGUGGAAAUAUAGGAUGACUGCCAUGAGUGAAUUAAAGCUAGGCCAGCUGUGAACAUCUGUGAAGACUGACGGUUUUAAAGGGUGUGGCUUUUUCAAUGGGUUGAUUUUAGGUCUGAUAAAUGGACUACUUUGAUGUUAUUUUGGGCAACUGAUAUGAUUCCAAAUGAGUAUUCAAUACUUUUAUGGGGGCAAAAAGUCUGGUUAAAACGGUUCCUAACAGCUUUCCGUCUCCCACUCCCACUAACCAUGACAGUUCUGCAGCAUUUAGUAAUUUUUUAAAAUUGUUUUGUUUCAUUAAUCAAACAGAGGAGUCAUGCUUAGUUCCAGAAUGAUCUAUGGUAUUGCACUGAUAUUUUAGCACCAAGCAACACAUCUCAUUACAUUUAAUAAGUAUGACAAGCUGAAAAGAACAGGCCAGGGUAUAAUUUCUUAUUUGGAAGACAAUAUUAUUCUUAUAAACCUUGCAAAAUAAAAAAAAUUGCAGUGUAAACAAAUCAGAGUCCAAAAUAUUCAUCAUUCUAUUUGAAUAUUAUUUUUCUGUGUAUCUGAUAUGUCAGUUUUAUUGCAGGUUGUAUUUCAGUGCUUUCAUUUUUAUUUCCUUCUCUUAUAUCUCCAUUGACUGCAAUGGAUUGUGGGAUUGUGAAGCAGUGGCAUUUUUUUUAGCUUGCAAGGUUUAUCAUGUGCAUAUUUCAAAUUAUAUUUCUUUUUAAACAACAAUUUUAAUUAUUUUAUUAUUAACAGAACAGUCUUAUUCUUGAGAUUCUUGAAAGGUAGGUAUUAAGCUGCAGUCUCAAAACAUCCCAACAAGAAGAUGUCAGUUUGCCUUCCAAGUGCCAGAUGCAUGCUGCUUCUUUUUCUUUCUUCCUUCUAUCCUUUUUUUAAAAAUCUAGCUCCAUAAGUGUUGGUAUUCACAGUGUCUGGACUGUGGGAGCCCAAACACAAAAGAAUUGGUGCUAAAGAAGAGUAUGCAAUGUUCUGUCAUCUGUAUAGGCUGUAUGUACAAUGACAAUUGUGAACCAGAUCUCUUAAUAUAGACUUUGUGGUCAAAAAGAAGACUAAACAUAGGCUGGGAUCCAAUGUGCAUGACUGUGGCCCAGUUUUAUUAUGAUGUUAUCCUCAGUUCCAUUGUAAUGAUAUUAUCAUCGCCACCUUUCAGUGUUUCUCUGAAUCCAUUGCAUAACCAUGUAUUUUUACCACAUGUGGUACCCUGGCUAGAUUUCCUUUGGUCCAAGUGUCCAGCCAUGCAUUCCUUUGCUUCUGUAUGGGAAUGAUGUAGAUUUGAGGAAUAAGGAAGCCAUACUGGAUUUUGAACAGACAGUGCCAGUUUCAGGGCUGUAAAUUGGAUUUGAUGAAAUAUUGACUGGCAUAUCUUCAGUCAUUGUGCAGACUUAGGCCCUAACUAGAGGAGAUUUUAGUAGAUCUGUGAUGGUAGCUACCCAGCCUUUUAAAAAUACAAAUAGCAGCUAAUUCAGUCCCCCCAGUUCAGACUGGGGCUGCAAUUCAACUGGGGAAGGGGAAUUUCGCUUCUACCCCUGCCAGACAGAGUUGACUCUUCUCAAUUCCCAAUUACAAAUACACAGAAGAAGAAAAAGCAAUCCAAAAAAGGUGCAGCUGCUAUUCCCAUUUAAAAGAGGAGAGAAUCUGAUCUCCAAGCAUCUCACCUAGUUAAACACUUUGACCAAGGAGGUCUAGGUUCAAAUUCUGCUCAGCCAUAAAGCUCACUGGAGAUUUUGGGCCAGUUGCUGUCUCUAAGUCUACUACCUCACAGGGGGGUGAGAACUAUGUUAAUCACAAAGUUCCUUGAAGGAUUAAAAAAUAUAAACUAACAUUUUGGCAGAUGUAAGUUUAUGACAAGUGUAGUUCCACGACAAACUAAUUUUGUUACACAAAAUCUUAAAAGGAAUCUUUUGCCUCUGAAUGUCCUGGUUACAGAAGUGCUAUGUGGUAUGAGCAGUGCUCGUCUGAACAUACUCUGGCAAGCAAUGAUUUAAGGUUGGAUCCUGGAUCCAGAAAUCUCCUAUACUUCAAACCUUUGAAGAAGUGGCAACUUCAUGAUCUGUUUAAGGCCACUGGGAACUUGACUUCUCUUGGGACUGGAAGCUACCUUCCUUUUCAGUGCCUGCUUUGGAGAAAAGAUAUCUUUUAUGGUGAAUGACUUCCUGUUCAGUUUGGGUUUGGUUUCAUGGCCAAUUGACCAUGUCUGUGCACACUCCCAUCUCUUGCCUCAUCCUUUCUCUUUCCAUAAAGUUUUACUUUCCCAGAUCACCUGUUACUCUGGCAAUCUGGGUAUCUUUCACCCCAGCCUUAUUCUUUCAUUAUAGAUAGAGAGUAACUUUUAGGUCAUGUACAAUACAAACCUAUAGGAUUUCUCUAAAGUAAGUUCCACUGUAUUCAGUGAAUUUAAUUUCAAAUAAGUGUACAUAGGUCUGCCCUGGUGGGUUGAUGAAAAUGAGAGGUGGGACCAUUUUGGGGAAGUAAACAAGGAUCUGACACUGUUUACACAUGUGCACCAGCCCCCUGAGAUUUGUCUUCUGUGGAAACUUGCUGUGGAACCUUGAUUCUUGUUUUCAUUCUCUAUCUGGCUGUCUCUCCCCCUCUCCCAUAUUCACGCACUUUGGAUAUCUCUUGAGUCCUUAAAUUAUAAAGCAACUCUUCAUGUAUAACCAGUGUUUUCAAUGGAAAUUGUUUUUAAUAAAUAUGUCAUCUUCUGCUAGGGU
Sphaerodactylus townsendi is the source of this 4570-nucleotide messenger RNA. It is a transcript of the gene SLC1A7, whose product is annotated as solute carrier family 1 member 7. Bases 70 to 1770 code for a protein of 566 amino acids. The transcript has 11 exons. Gene Ontology annotation, molecular function: neutral L-amino acid transmembrane transporter activity; glutamate:sodium symporter activity; L-glutamate transmembrane transporter activity. Gene Ontology annotation, biological process: L-glutamate transmembrane transport. The record is from RefSeq and is a predicted model, not a curated record. Gene Ontology annotation, cellular component: plasma membrane. Lineage: Eukaryota; Metazoa; Chordata; Lepidosauria; Squamata; Sphaerodactylidae.